Molecule: messenger RNA, 3259 nt
Organism: Setaria italica (foxtail millet)
Lineage: Eukaryota; Viridiplantae; Streptophyta; Magnoliopsida; Poales; Poaceae
Product: transcription termination factor MTERF6, chloroplastic/mitochondrial
Exons: 2
Coding region: 46-1242 (398 amino acids)
Biological process (GO): chloroplast organization; regulation of DNA-templated transcription
Cellular component (GO): chloroplast
Molecular function (GO): double-stranded DNA binding
Source: RefSeq, a predicted model, not a curated record
CACCGUGCUCCAGCCUCCACUCCGGACCAGCAGGCCGCACCUGACAUGUUCGCCUCCAUCUGCCGGCGGCGGCUCCUCCGCCUCCGGCAAAUUCCCUCCGCCGCCGGCACAAACCCCAGCUGGCCCAACCCCAUCGACGCCCCCCCCUCCCACGGCUACUCCGCAGCUGCCCUCGCGGGCGCCACCGUCUCCGAGCCCUGCCCCAUCACCGUCUCCUACCUGAUCUCCUGCGGACUCUCCCCCGCCGUCGCGGCCGCCCACAAGCUCCGCAUCCGCUCCACAGACAGGGCUGACACCGUCCGCGCCCUCUUCCGCAGCUAUGGCUUCACCGACGCGGAUAUCACCGAGAUGGUCCGCCGAGACCCGCGGAUUCUCACCCUCGACCCCGACCGGAUCCUCCGCCCUAAGCUCGAUUUCUACGCCUCCCUCGGGGUCCAGCCCCGAAAGCUCGCCACCACGCCGCUAUUUGUCACGCGCAGCCUCAACAAGCAUCUCGUCCCCUGCAUCCAGUUCCUCCGCGGCAUCCUCGGCACCGACGGCAAGGUCUGCCGAGCGAUCUCCCGCAAUCCAAGCGGCCUCACUCAGGCUGACCUGGAUAAGAACAUGCGCCCCGCCGUAGACACGCUCCGCCGCCUCGGGCUCCCCGAGGAGUCCAUCUCGAAGCUCCUCACCAUUGAACUGGGUGUGCUCAGGCUUUCUCCCGACCGGAUGAGCCAGAUUUUCGAGGACCUCAAGUCGCUUGGCCUGGGCGUGACGGACACGGGCCUCCUCUACGGCAUCCGCGCACUCUCCUGCAUCAGUAGGGAGACGUGGCUGCGAAAGGUGUCCCUGUACAAGAGCUUCGGGGUGUCUGAGGGUGAGCUGCUGAAGGCGUUCAAGACACAGCCCACGAUGCUUCUCUUCUCCGAUGAGAGCAUUAAGAAGAAGCUCCGCUUCUUGCUGGAUGAGCUGAAGCUUGAACUAAGUGAAGUAAUGAGGCUACCUGUGGUAAUAAGUUAUAGCGUGGAGAAGUGCAUCAUACCAAGGUGCGCAGUGCUGAGGGUGUUGAUGAGGGAGGGGAAGAUUGAGCCCAACAUCAAUUUACUUUCAGCAUUGAUUGGUAGUGCCAAGAUUUUCUCCAAAAGGUAUGUAUUGAGGUAUGCUCACGAUGUGCCGGAUGUUGUCAAGGCAUAUGAGGGUAAGAUUGCAUUUGAAGGAUUCAGGGAUCGGGAUGUUUUAGUUCCACUGAAGCCUUCAGGCUAAUCUCAGUAGGGUUAAAUCAAAUGGUCAGGCAGCAUGUUUCCAAUGCCAUUGAGAUCAAGGCAUGCUAUAUCAAUGGCACUGUUUCGUUGUGCGAUGUUAUUUCUGGCUAUUUUUAACUCAACCAUCUUCAUAAUCUUCAUAGCAUCUGCCAUUUUGUAGCCUCUGGCCUAACAAAUCUAGAAACAUUGAUCUUAUGUUAUCGAAGUAACUUAAUCUGGUAAGUUGAAUUGGUGCAUUCUGGUUGUUUAUGCCUUUUGAAGCUCUUUCAAUAAAAUUAUGAUUUUGAAAUAUGUCGCUGGAAUGACUUUAGUGCUUCUUUUACUAUCUGGAUGAAGACUCUGUGUUCCUUUCUAAUAUGUAAAUUUUUCAUCUAUUAACAUCUGAGAAGAUCCCAAUUUUGUUGAUCCUCGUGAUGCAAAGUGUUCAUGUACAGAAUUGUUGAGCAUUUAGAAGUGAAAGCUUUUAUGCUUUGUUUAAACUUUACAAAAGGGUUCUUGUGGGUUUGAUCCACUUGAGCCGCCGUUAUACUUGUGUAGUUUGUGUUUAUAUUGGUGAUAUUAUAUACAAAAAUGCCUGUUAUAGAUGAGGCUCUUAUCAUUGUGAGUUACGGUGCCACGAACUUAAUUGUAAGCUGGAUAGAUGACCAUUCUGGAGAUAAAACUGAUGGAUUUGCUUUUGCUUGCAUGCUUUCAUUACAUCAACAACAUCAGAAAACACUUGUAUUGGGAAAUACAGAAUGGUAACAAACAUCUAUUGACAUAAGGACCUCUUUUAUAUAACCUUGCUUAUGAUGAAUUUUAAGAGUGCAGACUUAAUGGUUCUUAUUAUGGAUUUGAUGUACUUGUUGAAUUGUUAUGAAAUGCUUAUUCCAGAAUGAGACCCACUUCUUGGAUUUUACAGUACCACCUGCCCUGGGAGCUGACCAAUUUCCUUAAGGUUGCAUUAUAUCAACUAUUUAGGGACAAGUUCAUUGGGAAAUACAAAAUGAUCACAGAGUGCUAUCAACAUUAGGACCUAAAGAAUGCCUAUGAGUCACAGCUCUCAGUUUUUUUUUUGAACCACCAAAUGACUUGAGUAGCUUCCAAAUUUUUAGUGUUGAGACAUUGCUGGAAUUCUGAUAUCUAUGAGUGAAUGCUAUCGUUGAGGUUGGGAGAAAAAAGGUUCUACUGCCGUGUCUUAGCCUCCUGUGAAUCAAUGGGAGGUGAAAAGAAGGGUUGAAGGAUUGACACAGGAUUACCCAACUAUUUGUUUUCUCCAAGUGCCCACCAGAUUUUGCUUCUAGGAUGGAGCUUGUGGUUCAGAGUCUGCCAAUCUAUAUUCCUUUGAGUUGUUUUGGAAAUUACUUAGUGACUUGUCAACCAGUUCUUAAGAAACUUGCUCAAAGUUUGGAAAUUUCCUUAUUCAUAAGAAGUUCGGUUGGCCAAAUUAGAUGAAAUGCCCAUUUGGUUUGGAGUCUGAUGGGGCAAUCUAUAUUCCAUUUUUUGUGGGCGUCAGUUAUUCGUGUUGUUACUGUAAGUGUUACCUGGUCUUGUUACAGAAAGUAAUGCUGAUUCUUUUUACUGGAAGUCUGCACUUUCUUUACCUGGAGCUCAUUGAUGCAGCCUGCAAGGAACUUGAGGCACUUGUCGUGCCCAUCACAGACUGUUUGGUUUACAGGAAGGUGGCACUGUACCAGAGCUUCGGGGUGUCUGAGGACUGAGGGUGAGCUGUUUAAGGAGUUCAAGAUGCAGCUAAUGGGCGAACUGUGAUUAUAGUGAAUAGCUUGCAGAAGAACACCAUGCCAAGGUGCUCUGUCUUGAGCAUGUAGAUGGAGUGGAAGAUUAAGCAAAAUACAAUGUUGCUUCAUGCAUUGAUCUGGGCUUGUAAGAUCUCUGAGAGGUAUGUGUUGAGGUAUGCCCGUGAUGUGCCACAUGUUGUCAAGGCAUAUGAGGGUAAACUUAAAUUCGAAGGAUUCAGAAAUUCGGAUGUUUUGAGUUUCAGAUCUUCUAGAAUGAAAUCACUAUUUGUUUGGUGUUUA